AUGAAGUACGUCUCCGGGCCGUACUUCGAGCCGGACUUCGACCCGCUCCUCGACCGCUUCGGCACCCCCGGGGUCGUCGUCGACAAUGAGACGCGCGAGGACUGCACGCUCGUCAAGGUUGACAGCGUGAACCGGGACGGCGUGCUGCUGGAGAUGGUGCAGCUGCUCACCGAUCUCGACCUCGUCAUCUCCAAGUCGUACAUCUCCUCCGACGGCGGCUGGCUCAUGGAUGUGUUCCACGUGACGGACCAGAUCGGGCGCAAGCUGACGGACCCGUCGCUCCCGGAGUUCAUCCAGAGCGCGCUGGUGCCGUUCCACCGGCCGGGCAACAGGCCGUCGCCCCGGUUCACCACGUGCCUGGGCAACGUGGUCGGGCCGGGCGGGCCCGACGUGUCGGACUGCGCGGCGCUCGAGUUCACGGUGCACGACCGCGCGGGGCUCCUGUCGUCCAUCACGUCUGUGCUGGUGGACAACGGGUGCCACGUCGCGUCCGGGCAGGCGUGGACGCACAACGGCCGCGCGGCGGGCGUGCUGUACGUGACGACGGCCGCCGCGGACGGCGCCGGCGCGGCGUCGCUGCUCCCGAGCCGGUGGGCGCGCGUCGAGCGGCUGGUGAACGCCGUGGUGGACGCGCGCGAGAACUUGACCGGGGAGCGCCACUGGGUGUGCGUGUCGGAGCCCGUGCAGGGCCGCGUCCACACGGAGCGCCGCCUGCACCAGCUCAUGCACGACGACCGGGACUACGAGUCCGGCCCGGCACCGACCCCCGUCGACGAGGAGCUCUUCAGCAUGGGCGACAAGGCGGCGACCGCGCGGACGGCCCCCCGCCGCGCCGUGACGCGCGUGUCCAUCGACAGCUGGGAGGAGCGGGGCUACGCCGUCGUCAAGAUGACGAGCAGGGACCGGCCCAGGCUGCUCUUCGACACGGUGUGCGCGCUCACCGACAUGCAGUACGUCGUCUUCCACGCUACCAUCGGAUCCCAGGGGGCUCUUGCCAUUCAGGAAUAUUACAUCCGGCACAAGGACGGGCGCACGGUCGACAGCAGCGCCGAGCGGCAGAAGGUCUCCCGGUGCCUCGUGGCCGCGGUGGAGCGGAGGGCCACUCAUGGCGUGAGGGUGGAGGUGCGCGCCGCCGACCGGUCGGGGUUGCUAUCGGAUUUCACCAGGGUGCUGCGAGAGCACGGCCUGUCGCUGCUGAGAGUUGAGCUCAGGAGGCACAAGGACGACGCCUUUGGCAUAUUUUACCUCGUCACGGACACCGGCGGCGAGGUGCGCGCUGAGGCAUUGCGCGCUGUGCAGGCGAGGGUCGCCGAGAUGGACAUCUCGCUCGACGUUGUCAUGGAGGCCCCUGGCUGGCCGCCGGUGAGGAAGACCAGCGUGCCAGCCCCGCCCGUCGCCGGGCCUCAGCCUCAGGAGAGGCCCAGACCUUCCCUGGGGAGCCUUCUAUGGUCACACCUUGGGAAGCUCUCGAAUAACUUCAACUACAUCAGGUCUUGA
This is a messenger RNA of Miscanthus lutarioriparius, 1497 nucleotides long. Lineage: Eukaryota; Viridiplantae; Streptophyta; Magnoliopsida; Poales; Poaceae. The record is from the annotation of a GenBank genome assembly.